This is a messenger RNA of Hibiscus syriacus, 1536 nucleotides long. RefSeq names its product APETALA2-like protein 1. The record is from RefSeq and is a predicted model, not a curated record. The transcript has 8 exons. Gene Ontology annotation, molecular function: DNA binding; DNA-binding transcription factor activity. The coding region runs from base 82 to 1521 and encodes 479 amino acids. Lineage: Eukaryota; Viridiplantae; Streptophyta; Magnoliopsida; Malvales; Malvaceae. Gene Ontology annotation, biological process: regulation of DNA-templated transcription.
UUCUCGAAGAAAAUUCUGGAAAAAAAAAAGCAUUGGUUUUUGUUUGUUUCGAGAGGAAAAAAACAAGAAGAAAAGAUAAACAUGUUGGAUCUUAACCUUGAUAUGGUCUCAAGCGAGUCAUCUUGCGAUGAGAACUUCAACGACAACAAGAACGACAAGAUGACGUCAACUCAAAUGGAAGAUUCGGGUUCUUCGAAUUCUUCGAUCAUCAACGGCGAAGACGUUCCGUUAUCGAAUGCAAAAGACGAGAACUCUUCAAACGACGAUGUCUCGCCGGCAUUCGUUUUCGAUAUCUUGAAGAAGGAAGAAAAAGAUGAUGACGACGACGACGAUGAUGCCACCAUUGCUAAAACGGCGCAAGACCCUUCGCCGGAAUUCGUCAUCGGACAGCUAUUUCCGGUCGCCGGAGAAAAAGUGGGUCUAGAGUUGGAGUUCGGAACAAAAGCUUCGGCUAGUAGACCUCAAUGGUUGAACUUAUCUUACGCCGAAUCCACCGGCGAGGCCGAGCUGACAACUGUACAGAUAAAGCCUCAAACGAGGAAGAGCCGCCGAGGGCCGAGGUCCCGGAGCUCUCAGUUCCGCGGCAUCACGUUUUACCGGAGAACUGGCCGGUGGGAGUCACAUAUAUGGGAUUGUGGGAAGCAAGUAUAUUUAGGAGGAUUUGACACUGCCCAUUCUGCUGCCAGAGCUUAUGAUCGAGCUGCAAUCAAGUUCCGGGGAGUUGAGGCUGAUAUCAACUUCAAUUUCAGUGAUUAUGAUGAAGACAUGGCACAGAUGAAGCACAUGAGCAAGGAACAAUUCGUGCACAGUCUCCGUCGGCAGAGCAACGGAUUCUCAAGGGGGAGCUCCAAGUACAGAGGCGUAUCGUUGCAUAAAGGCGGUCGAUGGGAAGCUCGAAUGGGACAGUUCCUCGGAAAGAAGUUUUCUAUGAUCAUAGUAUUAUGUUUCGAGAUAUUCGAGUACGGUUGUGAUUCGGUUUUUGGAUGCAGGGCUUAUGAUAUGGCUGCCAUGAAAUGUAAUGGAAGUGAAGCUGAGACCAACUUUGAGCCAAUUACUUACGGAGGCAAGGCUACAGACAGUGUAGGCAAUUGUCUUCACAAUCUUGAUUUGAGCCUCGGGAUUUCGGCACCUUCCGUUGCUCGAAACGGGAGCAACGAUGCCGGCAGUUCUGCUUCUGUGGGCGUACAACCUCAACACGGUCCAACAAUUCUAGCUAAGCACCCUCCGAUGUUGUCCAGUGCUUAUCCGGUCGCUCUUUUCCCACACGACGUGGGAAGGGCAAUGCCGAAGAGAGCCGAAGCUGUUUCAUCGACCGGAUUCCCGAACUGGGGAUGGACAAUGCAAAGGUAUGGUAAAAUCGCCCCAACCCCGGUGUUUCCUAUAGCAGCAUCAUCAGGAUUCUCUUCUUCCAAUGCCAUUGCUCCAUCGACCACGCUUAACGAUCCCGGCCGGAACCUCUACCCUGCGACACCCGCUACAGCCGCCAAUAACACUUCCCAUUACUACAAUUACAGGAGCUGAAAUCAGCAUGGCUUU